Molecule: messenger RNA, 408 nt
Organism: Ustilago hordei
Lineage: Eukaryota; Fungi; Basidiomycota; Ustilaginomycetes; Ustilaginales; Ustilaginaceae
Product: putative cytochrome b5
Exons: 5
Coding region: 1-408 (135 amino acids)
Cellular component (GO): intracellular membrane-bounded organelle; endoplasmic reticulum membrane
Molecular function (GO): heme binding
Source: RefSeq, a predicted model, not a curated record
AUGUCCGAGGCCGAUUCCAAGUCCAUCUCCGACUCUAACGAGAAGAAGAUCUCCAUGGAGGAGCUCAAGCAGCACAACUCCCACGAAGAUCUCUGGCUCCUCAUCGACGGCAAGGUCUACAACGUCAGCAAGUUCCUCGACGAGCACCCGGGUGGUGACGAGGUUCUUGUCACAGAGGCCGGCAAGGACGCUACCGAGGCUUUCGAGGAUGUUGGACACUCCGAGGAUGCCCGUGCGCUCCUUGGUCCCAUGCUUGUUGGUGAAAUCGAGGGUGGCACUCAAAAGAUCAAGACCACCAGCGGUGCCGUUACCAACGAGAACAACACUAACGUCAACAGCCACCCUGUCUUCAUGUUCAUUCCUCUCAUGAUCCUCGGUGCCUACCUUGCGUACAAGUACGUUUCGUAA